Messenger RNA from Malaclemys terrapin pileata, 897 nucleotides. Its product is annotated as F-actin-capping protein subunit alpha-1-like. The transcript has a single exon. Bases 28 to 897 code for a protein of 289 amino acids. Gene Ontology annotation, biological process: actin cytoskeleton organization; barbed-end actin filament capping. NCBI's taxonomy places the organism in Eukaryota, Metazoa, Chordata, Testudines, Emydidae. Gene Ontology annotation, cellular component: F-actin capping protein complex; actin cortical patch. Gene Ontology annotation, molecular function: actin filament binding. The record is from RefSeq and is a predicted model, not a curated record.
GAUCCAGUAUCCUCGAGCCACACGACCAUGGACAGAAUGACUAGGGACCAGCCCCUGACCAGACAAGAGAAGGUGAAAAUUGUGAGCAGUCUCUUGAAGCAGGCUCCGCCUGAAGAAUUCUGCGAGGCCUUCAGUGAUCUGCGCCUGCUGGUGGGCGAUGACAGCCUGAUGUGCCAGGAAGCUGCCUCCCUCUGUGCCCUGCACAACAAGCUCUACUUCACCCCAGUCAGGAUAAAGGAGUGUGAGGUGCUGCUGACCCGCCACAACGAGCUGGAGGAAGAACACUUCCUUGACUCCCAGAGACAGGUCUCUUUCAAAUUUGACCACCCGAGGAAAGAGGCAAGUGAGUUUCAGGCUCACCCACAGGAAGAUGAGAAAGGUGAGGCGUGGAGAAGGGCUCUCUAUGAGGGCCUGAAAGCAUACGUCAGCAGCCACUAUCCUGGGGGGAUUUGCAGUGUCUUCAUCAAGGAUACAGCCAUCCGGAAAAUCCUCAUCGCCUGCAUUGCAAGUCGUCUGCACCGGCCCUCCGCCUUCUGGAAUGGCCUGUGGAAAUCAGAGUGGACUUUCACCCUAACUCCCACUUCCACUUCCACCCAGGUGGCUGGGACCAUCAUGGUGCAGGCUCACUACUUUGAGGACGGCAACAUCCACUUGACAGUGUGCAAGGAUGUGGCAGAGAGUCUGCCUGUCACCACGGAAACCCAGACCUCCCAGGACUUUGUGAAACUGCUAGAGGAUGCAGACAACCAGUUCCAGGAUGGGCUGAUGGAAGAAUACCAGAGGAUGAGCGAUACCCACUUGAAGGCUUUCCGAAGACAGCUGCCCAUCAUCCACAGCACGAUCGACUGGGAGAAAAUAGUGACAGCUAAGAUAGUGGAGGCACCUGCUGUCCCAUGA